Dermacentor silvarum is the source of this 2459-nucleotide messenger RNA. Its product is annotated as glucose-6-phosphatase 2. NCBI's taxonomy places the organism in Eukaryota, Metazoa, Arthropoda, Arachnida, Ixodida, Ixodidae. The record is from RefSeq and is a predicted model, not a curated record. Gene Ontology annotation, cellular component: membrane. Bases 296 to 1372 code for a protein of 358 amino acids. Gene Ontology annotation, biological process: gluconeogenesis; glucose 6-phosphate metabolic process. The transcript is spliced from 5 exons. Gene Ontology annotation, molecular function: glucose-6-phosphatase activity.
GAGUCGCCUGGAAGGCGUAUUUAAGAAACUCACGGUCACGUUGAACCCGCACAGAGACCGCAGCUCGGCACUACUGACGAUCGGGUUGUUCUGUCCUCCGGAUUCGAGGGUUACCCACGAAGCCACUGCUCGAGUGCCUUCUUAUUACGCUGCUCUAUUGCGGAAACGUGCUUGUCCUUAGCACUGCAACGCAGUUGAGAAUUCCGGCACCUUCGGAACUACCGCUCCACUGUUUUUGGAUGUGCCAACAGUAGGUGCCACUCGUUAACGUGUCCCUCAUCCCCGACUGUAAGAAAUGAUCCUGAUGGAUACGCUCCACGGUAAUGGCAUGUUCGCCAUCGAAUCACUGCAGACCAGGUUCCAGCACCAGCAUGGUCUGUUCUUCGCCAUCUCCAACUUCGGAGAUCCUCGGUACGCCUUCCUCAUCUUCGCGCCGCUCAUCUACUGUCUCGAUUGGUCGGUGGGACGCCGACUGAUGUGGGUCACCAUCAUCGCCGAGUGGUCCAACCAGCUGCUUAAAUGGAUGCUGCAUGGCGAGCGUCCUUACUGGUGGGUGCACGAAACGGAAAUGUACAACCGCACGGGCACCGGUAUGCCUGCCAUCCGCCAGUACUCGUUGACGUGCGAAACCGGGCCCGGAUCGCCUUCCGGCCACGCCAUGGUGUCGGCGGCCAUCUGGUACAUCAUCCUGGACUUUUUGCUGCGUCGCACUGGCGUCGCCCAGCAGAUGGGCAAGGCGUGGGCCUCCUCCUUCCACUGGUGUACCUACGCGGCGCUCCUGUGCAUCGUCAGCCUGUCGCGGGUCUACAUCGCAGCCCACUUCCCGCACCAGUGCCUGAUGGGCAUGGUCAUUGGCUGCUUCCUGGCCAAGUUCAUGUGCAAGCUCGACACCGACCGCGUGACUCGCUGCCAGUACAUGCUGAUCAGCGUGGGUCUCUGCGCCAGUGCGUUGUCAACUUACGGCGUUCUUCGCCUCAUGGGCGUCGACCCUCUGUGGUCCAUCGACCGGGCUGUCAAAUGGUGCGUCAAGCAGGAGUACAUACACGUCGACACCACGCCCUUCUUCAGCAUGAUGCGCUACUGCGCCUUCCCCUUUGGCAUGGGCCUCGCCAUGACUUCUGGCUUCUACCAGCGCGUCAAGUCGACCGACUUCACCUGGUGCAUGCGACUGCUGGCCGCCAUCUUGGCCGUGGGUGCAGGCAAGGCCUCCGAGUGGGUCUCGCUGCCCAACAACAACGUGCCCGUCUUCUACGCCUCGGCAUUUCUCUUCAACGCUCUUCUGGCAGCGACCAUGUUUGGCUUCGUGCCCUACGUGGUGGCGUCUUUAGCGGGAAGCCGUCGCCAGUCUUCGGGAAAGGCAAAGUUGUCGUAGGCAGGGUAGUCUGAGGGCGGCGCUGCUUGUCCUCGGCGUCCCUUUGAACAAAUUUAUUUCCCUUACCUCCCCUAGCUCCCUUAGGCAUUUUUAACAAAUUGUUGCCAAAGCGUCUCUACCUGAAACCGCGAAACAGCAAUUUCGGGAUAGGGACGAUGCGCCGUCUGCGCGCAGGGUCUGUCAUGCUGUUCUGAAACAUUGCGUUCCACUAAACAUGCCGAAUUCAAGAACACGGAGCAUGCUAAACGGUUGCACAGCCUUCCAGCUGCAGUAUGAUGUUGUUGCUUCCAUGCGCAGUACAUUCCAUCCCACUUAAUUGGCUCAAUCUUAUUUCCGCUUUUUAGAAAAUCCGACAGACCCUGUGCGAGGGCCGUGAAAAGUUCCUCGUGCUUUCAUUGACACUGUACUAUUCUUCAUCGAGCAUACAGUGCGUUUCACGGAACACACAGUCAUGAUCACCAUUUCAUCACCGUCAUAAUCCAUCUUCAACAGUUUCUGCUUUUACAUCGAACUUCAGACAGAACUUCAGAGAGAAUCAAGCAUUGAAGAAUUACAGGAUUGGCGCAAGUCAACUCAAAACUAGAUAAAUAACAGAGCAGGCAUCCUCUAGGGUGAAUUUAUAUAUUAGCGCAAUUUAAGCAUUUUUGCAGUCUUGGCUAUGGGCAUUGUCUGUUUGACUAUUUUGCUCAAGUAUAUGUUAGAAGAAAGUAGCGCCUUCAUAUACUUUGCCGAUGCGAAGACAUUGCUGAACGCUAUUGUGAGGCUUGUAGUUUAUUUUUUUUUAUCCAAGAACAUAUAUCGCGGUAAACUGGUAACGUCAGCCUGUAAUCAUGUUUACCUUGCCACCUGAACACUUUAACCUAUCAUUCCUCACGAGCAACUUCAUUGUAAUAUAUCCUCCCUGUAAAUAAUUGUACAGAUCUGAAUUAUUUGGUUGUAUGUUGUGCAGGUGAUGUUUUAGAGCGUGUGCGUUAUGUCUGGUUAGAUCUUCAUGUCAGCCACAUUGGUAAAUAAUGUGUUCAAGCGUUAUACUGUUUUCAAUGGUUUAACUUUGAGCAUGUUUAAUAAAGACAAUUUUGCACGUUUA